AUGCGUAGGGCAACUGAGCGAUCUCCGGAAACCGUCGAUAGUGGCAUGAUUGUUAACGAUCCAGAUUUAACAGUUUCGAAAAUAUGUGAAUAUUUUAAUGCAGAUGAGGUCGAAGUGGUCUUACGUAAGCUGAAGUUUUCUAUUGUACAUAUUACUUUUCUGUUAAACAAUCACUAUAUGACUAAUAUUGACUACCAACGAGAUCCAAACGAAAUGCACGACGAUGAUCAAGAUAUGGAUGAAGCAGAUGUUGCUUCUUCGGCCAAUAUGCAACAAUUAGUAGCAGCUAAAGCUGAAGAAUUAUUUCGUCUAUGUGAUAUUGAAGAAAAAGGAUUUAUUAUCAAAAAAGAUAUGCAACGUUUAAAAGAUGAAUUAGGUUUUGCACCUGAACAAUUAGAAGAUGUUUUUGAUUCAUUAGAUGGUGAUCAUAAUGGGUAUUUAACAUUAGAAGAAUUUACAUCCGGUUUCGGAAUGUUUUUGAAUAUUCAAAUGGGUGACACAGAAGAGCAAGAAAUUGAACAUAAUCCGCAAGAAAAAGAAGAACAACAAUUAUUUCAUGAUACAUUAGAUUCACUAGGCGCAAAAGGUCUUUAUGAUGAUGAAGAAACAAUUCAAGCAUUAUGGACGAAAUUAAGAGAAACUGAUCCAACACUACUCAGACAAUUUGAAGGAUUCAUUGGAAAAGUAACAACUGAAAUUAGACGAUCGAAAUUAGAUCAUCGAACAAUUGAAGCUGCCUUACAAAGUAAAACUUCCGUGCAUGAUACAGAAGUGAAAAGACUCUAUGAAGAAAUGGAACAACAAAUUAAAGCAGAAAAAGCACAAGUUCUCGCGCAAGAAAAGUUGAAAGAACGUGAACUUCGUGAGCAAAUGGAACGUGAAUUACGUGCAAAAGAAGCUCAAUUAAUGGAUGUACAAAAAUUACAAUCAGAUUUAGAAAUGAAAGUGUUUCGAUUGAACAUGACCGAAUCAGAAAUAAAAAAUGAAAAUGAACGUUUACAAAAAGAAAAAUUUCAAUUAGAAGGGCAAUUACAAGAGAUUUCAAAAAAUUUAGAAGAAUCUAAAAAUUAUAUAUCACAACUUCAAAAUCAAACAAAGAAAGAAAAACGAGAUCGUGCCAAACAAGCGUUGAAUCUAACAGAAAAUAUUGCGAUUGAACGCGAAAGUCUUGUCAAACAACUUGACAUACUUAAAUCAGUGAAUAAAAAAUUGGUUGAUGAACGUGAUGUAAUUGAUGCCAAGGUAUUAUACAAUCAUUCAAUACAAGAGAGUGAUCCAGAAGAAGAUGAUGAUGUCAUGGCACCAUUGCAUGACAACGACAGUGAAAGUGGUGUAGAUAUUUCUGUUAGACGACCACGUCGGCGAGUCAGACGUCUAAUCAGAAAUGGUAGUACUGAUAGUGGCUCUGAACGAGAAUAUAAAGUACAUCGACGAUAUCCAAGGAGGCGUCGAAAUUUACGUUCAGGCACAAGUGAAUCAGAAGACAUGUGUGAUAAUGUUGAUCGUCUACUAUUAUCUGAUUUUAAAAAACAUCGUUACAAAAUCAAUUACAUAUCGAAUAAAGAUUUACUUUUAUUAGCGCAAGAAUUGGGUGCCCGAGAGCAACCGGUUGGUGCUAGUGCCGUUCUACAGCAUUCUGAACUAAUGACUGUCGCACCAAAUGCCGUUCCUGACCGAAUGUUUAAAGUGGCAUUUAUUGGUGACAGUGGUGUUGGAAAAACGAGUUUUAUCCAACGUUUUUGCACGGAUAAUUUUAGAGAAACAUUUAGUGCAACAAUUGGCGUCGAUUUACAAGUAAAAAUGUUAAAUCUGGAUCAAAAAAUUAUUGCGCUACAAUUGUGGGAUACGGCUGGUCAGGAACGUUUUCGAAGUAUAACAACACAGUAUUUUCGGAAAUCAGAUGGUGUUGUACUUGUUUAUGAUGUUACAUCUGAAACAACAUUUAAAAAUGUUCGAGCUUGGAUGACAAGUAUUCAGGAAGCAACUGAAGAUGACUGUGUUAUUGCACUUGUUGGUAAUAAAAUCGAUCUUUGUGAUGACGAUGAGAAGAGACCAGUGAAAUAUAAAGACGGUGCGAAACUAGCAGAUGAAUAUGGAUGUUUAUUUUUUGAAACCAGUGCACGACAAGGAACAACAAUUGUUGAAACAUUGGAAGCCAUAGCAAGAUUAAUGCAAGAAAAAGAUGACAAACAACGAAAAGGUGAAAAUAUUAUUCAAAUAACACCAAAACCAAAAAGCAAAGGUUGCUGUUAG
Molecule: messenger RNA, 2253 nt
Organism: Didymodactylos carnosus
Lineage: Eukaryota; Metazoa; Rotifera; Eurotatoria; Philodinida; Philodinidae
Source: the annotation of a GenBank genome assembly